AAAAUCUCUAUAAGGUUAAAUUGGAAAUAUGAAGUGCUUAGUAACAAAUAAUACUUAAUAAAUUAGCUAUUAUUAUGAGAUAGACACAUUAAGUUUGUUACCACAUUUGCAGUAGGAACACAAAUGAUCCUUUCCCCCCAUUCUUUAAAAACCCUCUCAAUUUGAAGAAUUUAUAGUGAUAGGAAAAAAAAAACCUUAUAUAAUUCAAUGAUUAACAAAAGCUUUGCUUCUCCUCACUUAAAAGGGGACUUAUUUAAUAGCUUCUGUCCCCCUUUUCUCUUUGUAUGCCAGGAAGUUGGGAGCCAAGUUAUAAAUAUAACAAAAGUCAGUAGUUACCUACUGUUGUACGGCGUUUUCCUUUAUCAAAAUGUUCAUUUCACAGUUAUAUUUUCUAUAACCCUGGUUUUUCAUAUCUAUAGGAGUAAAUUGCUUUCAAUGUUUGGUUCGGAGAACUGUUCCCUUUCACAAAUGUAAGAGGAAUCUUGGAGAGUGGUUAUUGGAGUCCAGUCACUUUCAGAUCUAACGAGUAGGAAAAUGUCUGAACAGGAGGAAGAAUUUGAUGCUCAGAAUGCUCUUGAUGCAUCAGAAGGUGAUGGUGCUUAUGAGAUCAACAUUCCAGCUCCCGCACAAGAGGCUCUAGAGGCAGAUCAAAUUGAGGAAAAUGAAUCUGCACCGGAACCUUCUGGUGGGGGCCAUGAAACACUUGUCGAAGAGCAGAAUGACAGGAGCACUUCAAACCUGGAACCAAACAAUGAAGAACAACUCGUGGAAGAGAUUAUGUCACCCGAACAAGUUUUAGAUUCUCCAGCACAUGAACAGCAGUAUCUAUCUGAAUUUGAUAGUGCAAUGCAGUCAACCAAACGAUAUUCAAAUGAUUCUUAUCUGACAUUUCUGGAUAAAAUAAAGGCUGUAAAGGAAUCCCUGAAAACAUCGAUGCAAGAUUCUUUAGCAACAGUAAAAGCUGUACUUCUUCCCGUGGGCCAGGAAGUUAUAAUGUCUUUUAAAAUUGACAGCACUUUUAAAUACCUCAAGGAUCAUUUUUCAAACCUAUUAAAUGUCCCACCUGAUGUACUGCAGAUAAGAUAUGCUGGAAUACUUUCUAAAAAUAAUGAGACUCUCCUACAACAUGGAGUUAAGCCGCAGGAUGUCGUACAAGUGGAAAUCUUCUCUUCACUUCCAGAUCUAUAUCCAGUCAGAAGAAUAGGUAGAUUAAGUGAUGCCUCUCAAGUCUUAACUGUGAGAGUAGAAACUGGCAUUGAUCAGUACCAGCAGGUAGCUGUUGAGGUUAUAAAAUCCGACUUUCACAAACCAUUUCUUGGUGGAUUCAGACAUAAAGUAACAGGAAUAGAAUAUCACAAUGCUGGAACACAAACUGUACCUAAAAAAAUUCUCGGAAGAAACAAUAUGUUUUGUAGGGAUACCCAGACAGUUUUUCAGAGGAAAAAACUUCAACAGACUACAAAUACAACAUCUACACAGAUGACUAAAAUUGGUGUGUAUGUAUCAAAUAUGACUGAUAAACUGAUAAUACCAGGAAGAUAUUUUACAGCAGCGGAAUACCAUGCUCAAAGAUUAGCGGCGGUAAUAGUGUUACAGACUUACUACAGACAAUGGCAUGCUAAAAUCGUGGUAGAGAAUUUAAGAAGACAAAAAAUGAUAAGAUUGCAGUGGGAAGAACAGGAAGAACUAAAAAAGAUAAGAGAAAAAGAAGAAUGGAUGAAAUUGGACUAUUACCGGAGGCAUAAUCCUCAAACAAAAGAAGAUUUUGAACUUCUUUAUAAUGCACUAGAGCUCUGGCGGCAAGAAGAACAGGCGCACAUUAACCAGUCUUUCACUGGAGCUGAAAGGAAAGCUGCUUUGUGUGAACUUCUGGAAAAAGAGACCCAAUUAAUUGCUUCCAUUGGGAGACAUAGAUACAUUGCUUACAUGGCAAACCAGGAAGCAUUAAUACAAGCUUUUUUGGAUAAGUGUUCAGCUCCAAAGAUAUGGAGAAGAUUUGAUGGCAAAAUAGUCGAGAUGGAUACACAGUUCACCAUCAGAGCCAGAGAGCUGCAGAACAUCUACAAAUGCAUUAUGCUGAAAAAUAUCUCUCAAGAUGAGAGGCUGGACGUACUCUUAACACUUAAACAUACUGUGAAGGAACAUGAAUGUAAACUGACUCAGGAAAUUUUAGAAUUGAUUGACAGAGAGGUUGACCUUAUGAUGAGAGGAGUCAAACAUUAUAACCUUGAAGGACUCAGAAAAAGAAUUGCAACACUCUUUUUUCAUUACAUCAAAACACCUCUGUUUAAUCCAGAAGCUGCGAGACACCUUAAGGUCCCUCAAGACCCACUGAAGUUUUAUAAGAAGAUUUACUUUUGCUACAGUUGCCAGCUCUACUUGCCUUCUACAGAGUUUGCUAUAUCGUCUACCUCACACCGCAUAGUCCAGUGUCGUAACUGCAUUAGCCUUGACAAUGAGACUCGACAACGAGAAUCAUUUUUGAAGUACAAAUCUUUACUUCGACGGCUCUACUAUUCAGAAGCUAAUUAUGAAGACGAUUCGAAAAUUGCUUUCCUGAUGCAGCUGCAAGAUAUUCAGUACCUGACGGAGAACAUCUGGUCAUCCCAGUCGGUGCUCAGUGCGUGGAAGGACCUCAAUGACCUCGUCAUGGUGAGGUGGGAUAAGGCCUUGGAGUGGUCCCCUUGGAACUGCAUUCUUCUUACCAAAGAUGAAGGCGCUGCUCAUCUCAGGCUAACAAGUAUUGAAGAGGGAUAUGAACCCUUGUUUAUUCACAAGAUCAAACACAAACAUAUCCUGGCUAAGAACUAUUUUUCUCAAAUCCCACUGCUGGCUUCAUUUAUGCUUGAUGAUGAUGAAAUAGAUGAGAUCAGAAAGAAAUAUCACACAGAAACAACACCUAAGAUAAUAGAAUCCCAGAGUCCUUUUCCUUAGAGGACCUGGGAGUAUUUGUUUGAUGAUCGGCAUUUUUGUCCACUGCUAAUAGAGUAAUACAGAGGUCACACAAUAUGGAAAUAGAAUUUUAUCUUUUUAUUGAUUUUAAUUGUUUUUCAUAGUGUUGGAAGUUGUGUGAAGAGAAAACAUUCCUGUAUACAUGCUUUAUUGUUAUACAAUUAAUGUUAAAUUGAAAUAUAAUUUUGUUACUAAAAUUAAUAAAGAGAACAUUUUACGUAUUUUCACAUUAAUUUUUUUUAAUUUUAGGUGCAUUAUAGUUAAAACGAACAGAUAAACACAAGCUAAGCUUAGCUUUCAACCCAUGAAAUUUUUUUUAGAUAAAAUGUAGUUAUAGAAGAAAAGUCAGUGUAUGGGUAGGAGGAAACAGAAUUAUCUUUCUUGAAAAUCUUUACAGGUAGAAUAAAAGACACUAUGUUUUAAUAUAGGGAUCUGAAUUUUCACUUUUUAUUUUCUACUUUCACCUUCCAUCCUUUUCAAAAUCUCAAAAGAACUGAAACUGUUUAUAUACAAACAAGCAAAAGAUACAUUCCAUGCUGGAAUGUAAACAGGGGAACUAUCUUUUAUCUCAUGGGAGAAAAACUUCUAGUGAGGCAAUGAAGGAAAUUCUGUAGGAAGAAUAAACUUGAUCAAGUAAACUAUGACAAUCCUUUUCUAUAAUAAACCUUGACCACUUGCUUGUCAGAGACCUACAAUGAUGAACACGAGUGCAUGAGUCAGUCUUAACAGAAAAGUAGAUGGCACACUCAAAAUUCAAGGAGAGUUUGUCUACGAAGGAACCUAUUAUAAAGUGUGGGCAGUGUGUAGGGAAAACUACAGGAAUAGUAAGAACCCAGAUAAGGUGUCUCUACCCCUAGUCUUGAAUGAACCUGGCGAGGGAGAGUUCUGAAAACCUAGAAAGAGAGUAUAAAGAAGAUAACUGAGAGGUCGAUAACCAGCUUUCAAGGGAACAGCCAGUCCUAGGUGAUCUCAUGAACUAGAGAAAUAAAUAGUCUGAUCUCACACUUCCUUCCUCCAGUCUCCUGCUUGUGUUUCCUGUUGGCAGAAACCCCUGCCCCCUAGUCGUGAAAAAAAAGAAGAAAUAGAAGUCUGUUGAUAAUUCAGGACAAAGAUCAGAGUAGAUAAGGGGAAGAGUGGAUCUAGAUAGCUAAAUAGAAGAUACCCAGCUAGAGAGAAAGAAUAGAAAGUGAAGAUCUGUAAUUCAAGUAGAUUUAUAAUUCAAGAAGAUCUAUAAUUCACACACAUGCAACAUAAUUAUAUAUGUGUGUGUAUUUAAGGCUAACAGCAAGGAAGUACAUAUAAGAGAAAAACAAGAUUCAGAAUAUUGCAGUGCAUAAAUUUAAAUAGGUUAAAAUUCUCUUGUUAAGGAUAAUGAUUCUCAUGUCAAAAGAGUAAGCUAUAUGCUGUCUACCAGCUACAUACCCCAAAUAAAAUGACAUAAAAAGUUUAAAAAUAAAACUGUAUCAGUCAUAUGAAACAGACAACAAAAAAUUGGUGGCAAUAAUAUCAAGGAUGAAUUUGGGAAGAAAAAUAGCAGAGUAACAGAAAUUAUCUUGAUAAAUUAUAAUUCACAAUAAAAAUGAAAAAUUAAUCUGUUAGGUACAAAAGUAGGUUUAAAAAAAUCAGUUGAGAAUUUUCUGUAGGCUUCUCAUGUUUCUGCAGAUCUUUUGAUCAGAUGCACUAGACUUUUUUGAGACUCGUUUUUAAGGAUGUUUGUAUAGCAAGCAGUCUGGGAAGAUAGAGAUAGUGUUUACAGUCCACUAUAAAAGAUUCAGAGUCUCUAAGCCCAAGAUUCCUAUCUUGUACUGUAACUCACUGUGUGUGUAUGUGUCACCUGGACUUUAUGUCACCCUGAGGGAAUUAGGGUGAUAUGCUGAUAUUCUGGCUGCUGCUAUUUCUGUGAACAAUAAAUUGUGCUUCAUCUCUGA
Molecule: messenger RNA, 4880 nt
Organism: Pteropus alecto (black flying fox)
Lineage: Eukaryota; Metazoa; Chordata; Mammalia; Chiroptera; Pteropodidae
Gene: IQUB
Product: IQ motif and ubiquitin domain containing
Exons: 13
Coding region: 535-2934 (799 amino acids)
Biological process (GO): cilium assembly
Cellular component (GO): motile cilium; acrosomal vesicle
Molecular function (GO): protein binding
Source: RefSeq, a predicted model, not a curated record